This is a messenger RNA of Miscanthus lutarioriparius, 1557 nucleotides long. The record is from the annotation of a GenBank genome assembly. NCBI's taxonomy places the organism in Eukaryota, Viridiplantae, Streptophyta, Magnoliopsida, Poales, Poaceae.
AUGUCGGGAGGGUCGUCUGAAUCUUCCCCAUUAUCUGGACGAAAUAGCUUUAGUUCUCCUCUGUCAAGUUUCAAGGACCUUGAACUGUCUUCAGAGUCUGGUUGCUUGUCCAUUAUUGUACUAGGUGCUUCUGGAGACCUUGCUAAGAAGAAAACUUUCCCAGCGCUCUUUCACCUUUUCCAGCAGGGAUUUCUGCAAUCUGGAGAAGUCCAUAUAUUUGGGUACGCAAGAUCAAAUCUUUCUGAUGAUGGAUUAAGAGAACGCAUUCGUGGAUACCUCAAGGGAGCUUCAGAUGAACAUCUUUCUCAAUUUUUGCAGCUAGUUAAAUAUGUUAGUGGCUCCUAUGACAGUGGGGAAGGAUUUGAGUUAUUAAACAAGGCAAUCUCUGAGUAUGAAACAUCAAAAAACAAUGAAUCAGGAAGCUAUCGCAGAUUAUUUUAUUUGGCAUUGCCUCCAUCAGUCUACCCAUCAGUAUGCAAAAUGAUAAGAUCGUAUUGCAUGAAUCCAUCUUCACACACCGGUUGGACAAGGGUUAUUGUUGAAAAGCCCUUUGGAAAGGAUUUGGACUCUGCAGAGGAACUGAGUGCUGAACUUGGCCAGCUGUUUGAAGAAGAACAACUCUAUAGAAUUGACCACUAUUUGGGAAAAGAGCUUGUCCAAAACUUGCUCGUGCUUCGUUUUGCAAACCGCUUAUUUUUACCUCUUUGGAAUCGUGAUAACAUAGCUAACGUACAGAUUGUAUUUAAGGAGGACUUUGGAACCGAUGGACGUGGAGGAUAUUUUGAUCAGUAUGGUAUCAUUCGUGAUAUCAUUCAGAACCACUUGUUGCAGGUCUUCUGUUUGGUGGCUAUGGAAAAGCCUGUCUCUCUUAAACCUGAGCACAUUAGAGAUGAAAAAGUCAAGGUUCUGCAAUCGGUGGAGCCUAUAAAGCAUGAAGAGGUAGUCAUCGGACAAUAUGAUGGCUACAAGGAUGACCCUACUGUGCCAGAUGACUCCAACACCCCUACUUAUGCAUCUGUUGUACUGAGGGUGCACAAUGAAAGAUGGGAGGGAGUUCCAUUCAUUCUCAAGGCUGGUAAAGCACUAAAUUCUAGGAAAGCAGAGAUACGUGUGCAAUUCAAGGAUGCUCCUGGUGACAUUUUUAGAUGCAAGAAACAGGGAAGGAAUGAGUUUGUCAUACGCCUGCAGCCAUCAGAAGCCAUGUAUAUGAAAUUAACGGUCAAAAAACCCGGACUGGAAAUGGCAACUGAACAAAGCGAACUGGAUCUAUCCUAUGGGUUGCGGUACAAUGAUGUAAAAAUCCCAGAAGCAUAUGAGCGUCUCAUCUUGGACACGAUAAGAGGAGACCAGCAACACUUUGUUCGCCGAGAUGAACUGAGGGCUGCAUGGGAAAUCUUCACUCCUUUGCUUCACGACAUUGAUGGCGGCAAGCUGAAGUCCGUUCCAUACAAGCCGGGAACCCGAGGACCACAGGAAGCCGACGAGUUGAACAAGAGGAUGGGGUAUGUGCAGACCCAUGGCUACAUAUGGGUUGCGCCAACCCUUUCUAAGGUUUAG